Messenger RNA from Aaosphaeria arxii CBS 175.79, 1710 nucleotides. RefSeq lists its product as uncharacterized. Gene Ontology annotation, biological process: regulation of DNA-templated transcription. Gene Ontology annotation, molecular function: zinc ion binding; DNA-binding transcription factor activity, RNA polymerase II-specific. The record is from RefSeq and is a predicted model, not a curated record. NCBI's taxonomy places the organism in Eukaryota, Fungi, Ascomycota, Dothideomycetes, Pleosporales. The annotation marks the transcript as partial. The transcript has a single exon.
CGUGUACGUACGGGCUGCUUGGUGUGCAGAGCUCGCAAAGUGAAAUGCGACGAACAGCGGCCAAGUUGUCAAAAAUGUCUCCGAUUGAACAGAAUUUGCGAAUAUCAAGCACCCAUAGGACGAGCUACGUCGCGAGAUGAGCCGCAACAGGGCGGCCAGUGUGAGACAAAUCAUGGACCAAGCGACUUUCCGGGCCACGAUAGGCCCCUGGGUUCGAACAGAGACUUCUUCAACCAUGACGAGCCUGCUGGUCCAGACUCAAACUCGCAUUGGGGCGGCAUAGACAUGACAAGUUCUUUGGAGCAGCAGACGAAUACACCUGGGACAAUCUACUCAUAUCCUGGAUCAUUUGGAUCGCCGUUUCAUGAAGUGAACAGCAGGUCCACUACGUCCGAGCACCACUUCGCGUCCAAUGAUUCUGUGGACCGAUACCAUGCCGCCUCGCAACUCAUUUACCUGACGACCAUCAUGGAUUGGAGAGCAGCUUCGGAGGGACCCGCCCUUGAAUCAUACUCAUACUUCCUCGAUACAUUCGACUACCCCCUCCUCUCAUCAUUUGAUCCAUUGAACUGGACUUGGGUCAAGCGCCAUAUCACCACUCUUGGUAUCACCCAUUUUCCCGUGGCCGAAUCGCUUCUUGUCGCUCAGGCAGUAUACAGAGCACAGGCGGACCGUUUGUCAAUGUCCCACGCUACGUCCAUCUAUAGGAAUGCACUGACAACUUUCGGUUCAAUAUCAGGUGAUCAUGCAAUAGACUUUGACGUCAUUCUCGCUGUGGCUUUGCUCCUGUGCCUUUGCGCCGUCACCUUUCCUAACGACGACAGCCCUCCUUUGACGGUCCUUGAUGGGGACUUCGUGGGAAGACUUGAGGUUUGGUUGGCAGGCAAGAGCCGAUCCGCCAUCUCAUUGCGCAUUUGUGCAUGGCUACAGCUACUUAACAUUACCACAAAGCGGCCAGGAUACCAAGGACUUCUCCCCUCAAGAGUCUUGGAUCUGCUUUACGAGCAUGUGAAGGAGGUGCCCAGCCUUGCUACCCUCAAUUCCGAUGCUCAGCAGGAGUCUCUUCUACUCGACACUCUUGCAACGCCAGUCUUCAACUUCUACUUGAGCGUACAAGCAAUAUCGAACCGAGUUGCAGACGUGACACACUAUCGUCGCUCGCGAACGACUUCGGCGGACCAAGAAGAGGUGACAGAGAUUCUUGCAAAUGUGAAAGCCGAUCUAUCUCGUCUUUGGGAGCAUCGUCCUGCGCUGCUUCAACUUCAGCCAAAUGCUAUACGUGAACACAUGUCUGCCAAUCUAGCAGACCAGAUUGUGGCCUUGUGCGGAAUCUGCCUUGCUGCUUUUCACACUGAGAUCAUUUCAAUUGGCAGAAUCCUUGGAGACCCGCCUUUCCCUUCGCCUGAAGCAACGGAAGCGCUUGCGCAGAUUCGGCGCAUCAUCGAGGGAGAUUGGAAUGUCUCCGCUAAUGGCUCCAUCAAUCCUGGGUAUACUCGGCCGUUAUUCAUGUACGGGCUCGAAAGCUACACGAAAGAAGGUUCAGAUUGGGUCAUCGGAAAGAUGAGGCAGAUUAGGCAUCCCAUUGGUAAGAACAAUUUCCUGGCGUCUUUCCUAGAGCUGCAUGGUGAAGCGCAAAGAGCCCAAAGCCGGAGGGUGACAAUGAAGUACUUCUGCUAUCAGACAUUUCGGGUGCAUCUGCCUUUUUUGUAA